Ilex paraguariensis (yerba mate) is the source of this 1858-nucleotide messenger RNA. The record is from the annotation of a GenBank genome assembly. Lineage: Eukaryota; Viridiplantae; Streptophyta; Magnoliopsida; Aquifoliales; Aquifoliaceae.
CAACUAUCCACAACCAUUAACCAGUAACAACCGUCUCUCUCUUCUCUGUAUCUCUCCGGCUGAUCUAAGUCCUAAAAUGGACGUUCGCCGGCGACCUGUUAAGCCGCUCAUCUCGGCAAAAUCCGCCGCCGGCGAACUUCUCAAACCCCACAAAUUCCAAAAUCAUUCUUCUUCCUCUCCAAGAGCCUCCGAUGCACUUCCUCUUCCUCUCUACCUAACUAAUGGAGUGUUCUUCACGUUGUUCUUCUCCGUCAUGUACUUCCUCCUCCAUAGGUGGCGUGAGAAGAUCCGUAACUCCACUCCACUCCAUGUUGUCACUCUCUCUGAGCUCGCUGCCCUGGCCUCGUUGAUCGCGUCGGUUAUCUAUCUUCUUGGGUUUUUUGGAGUUGGGUUUGUUCAGUCCUUCGUUAUCAGGACAUCCAGUGAACAUUGGGACGUAGAGGAUGAGAACAUGGGAGAUUUCAUCCUAGAGGAAGACAGUCGCCGUGGACCAUGCUCCGCCUCAACAACUAUUGGUUGCGCCGUCCCCAUGGUUCCUCUGCCUCCCAAGGUAGCGGUGGAGGAGGUGGAAAAGGUGGCCGCAGCAACUGCACAAUCUUCAGUGGAGGACGAGGAGAUUAUUAAGUCGGUGGUGGCCGGGACAACUACGUCGUACUCCUUGGAAUCCAAGCUCGGAGACUGUAAAAGAGCAGCGGCGAUACGACGGCAAGCGUUACAACGGCUGACCGGGAAAUCCUUGUCCGGGCUUCCACUAGAUGGUUUUGACUACGAGUCAAUACUGGGACAGUGCUGUGAAAUGCCGGUGGGGUACGUGCAAAUUCCGGUGGGGAUUGCCGGGCCGUUGUUGCUCGACGGGAUAGAGUACUCUGUGCCGAUGGCGACGACUGAGGGGUGUCUGGUGGCGAGCACCAAUAGGGGUUGCAAAGCCAUCUAUGUUUCCGGUGGCGCCACCAGUGUUCUAUUGAGGGACGGCAUGACCAGAGCUCCGGUUGUCCGGUUCGGCACUGCUAAGAGGGCCGGCGAGUUGAAACACUUCUUGGAGAAUCCCUUGAAUUUUGAGACUCUCUCCGUCGUUUUCAAUAAAUCAAGCAGAUUUGCAAGACUACAAAAGAUUCAAUGUGCAAUAGCAGGGAAGAACCUGUACAUAAGAUUCAACUGCAGCACUGGCGAUGCAAUGGGGAUGAACAUGGUCUCCAAAGGCGUACAAAAUGUCCUGGAUUUCCUUGAGAGUGAUUUCCCUGACAUGGACGUCAUCGGCAUCUCUGGAAAUUUCUGCUCGGACAAGAAGCCAGCGGCUGUGAACUGGAUAGAAGGCCGUGGCAAGUCUGUUGUGUGCGAGGCCAUUAUCAAAGAAGAGGUGGUGAAGAAGGUCUUGAAGACCAACGUAGCUGCACUGGUUGAACUCAACAUGCUUAAGAACCUCACAGGAUCCGCCAUGGCCGGCGCACUUGGAGGGUUCAAUUCCCAUGCCAGUAACAUUGUCUCCGCCGUGUACAUAGCCACCGGCCAGGACCCAGCUCAGAAUGUGGAGAGCUCUCACUGCAUCACCAUGAUAGAAGCUGUUAAUGAUGGCAAGGACCUUCAUAUCUCUGUCUCCAUGCCUUCCAUUGAGGUGGGUACAGUAGGAGGAGGAACUCAGCUAGCAUCUCAAUCAGCUUGCCUAAACCUACUAGGAGUGAAGGGUGCGAGAAAGGAGUCACCAGGCUCAAAUUCAAGGCUUUUGGCCACCAUUGUAGCUGGAUCUGUUCUUGCUGGCGAGCUAUCUGUGAUGUCUGCUAUAGCAGCAGGACAUCUUGUAAACAGUCACAUGAAGUACAACAGAUCAAGUAAAGAUGUCACCAAGGUACCACCCUCCUAA